Molecule: messenger RNA, 477 nt
Organism: Cercopithifilaria johnstoni
Lineage: Eukaryota; Metazoa; Nematoda; Chromadorea; Rhabditida; Onchocercidae
Source: the annotation of a GenBank genome assembly
AUGAAUGAUUGCGGUAAAGUGCAAGUGACUGGAGAAGUUGUACAGCCGAAAUAUUAUCGAAUCAAUGUGACAUUCAUUUCAGAAAGAGAUCCUAUUCGAAAUGCUAAAGUGGAUGCGACAUCAACAGUUUAUGCGGUUGUACAAAUUGGUCUGCGUGGUGGCAUUUUUCAAUAUACGAAUGCAUUGAAAAUACUUGGAAAACCAUCGCAAAUAUUAAACUUUGAUGAAGCGUUCUUCUGCUAUCGGGGUUCCACUCUCACCGAUCAGGAUAACUGCAGUAAGGAUGAUUUCUCGAGUAAUUCUCGAGCUGCUACUCCACCAUCAACCCACGCUAAAUCUCAGAAUGUUAAAACAUCAGUCACUACUACUCCCUUAGCCACAUUACCAAUCUCUUUUAUUCCUACUACCACUACUGCUCCAAUCAUAUCUUCAACUAUUGAUAGCAAAAAUGAUAAUGAUCCAAUAAAGGAACAAUAA